UCUUCUUCGUUCAAAACUCUUUUAGUCGGUCUGGGAGUAACUGUUUGUGACAAAAAAAAGAGAGAAUUUAUUGCCGUUUAUAGGAUUAUUUAUAGGAUUAUUCAUAAACCCUAAUUUCUGAAAACCCCCAAAAUCACCCCUGGCGCUGUAGUGUGCAAAAAAUUUGCUUCCUUCAAUCUCUGCAGCUGCAUCGCAUCGCAUCGAAUUCUCCGUUCUUCGAAUUAACGAACAGUACCACGAAACCACGAUGGAUGAAUUUGCCUUCUCUCGGACAGAUUCUCGUUCGAUAAUGUCGCAGAUUAAGCAUCAAGAGCAGCAGCUUUGGCUCAAGAGAAGGUGGCUGCUGGAUUCUCCUGUGGCUGAAUCCAAGCAUGAUACAGCUGAAAUACCUGACUUUCUCAACUCCGAGUGCCUGUCCGAAAGUUUACUCAGGGAGGAUGAUAUAUUCUACGAGACCGUGAAAUCACGUGUUGAGGAGGCAUUUGGGAUAUGGGAUAAUGAAGAAGUACAUAAUGCCGUUCAACAAAACAAAUCAUCGGUUUUUGCUAAUGAAGUGAUCAGAAUGCUUGGGAUGAGUCUUGAUGCUUUGUCGAAUAAAGGGCUUUAUCUUAUCGCCGUGAUAAUGACAGGAGGCUCAGUUGCGUUUGAGAAAACUCGCCCGAAACUGAAAGAGGCUAUCAGAGAUUUUAUAGCCAAAGAUUUCAGAAAAGUGUUCGGUGAUGGAAAAUCUGAUGUCCUCAAGCAGCUUCAUAAUGUUCUCGGUGAUCCUGGAAAUUUCAGGAAGACGAGCACUAUGAAUUUGUUCCCCACUUUCCAGUCCCAACGUGAUGCUGCAAUCAAGGUACUGAACAAGCUAGAAUGCUUGUCAAUUCAGACACUAAUUGCUAUGAAAAGGAAACUUGAGGGCUCUAGAAUCAUUCCUCAGUUAAAACCCAGAGAAAAAUCAUGUUCGAAUCGACGCCAUCUGAUAAAACAGGUGAGGCAAGCUAGUGAAAAGAUGCUUUCAGAACUUUCCGAAGAAGAUAAACUGCAGGAGCCUUUGGCCAAAGCGAUGUCUUUAGUAAAUUUAGCACUUAAGCUAGAUCCUGAGCGUAAAUGUGUUGCUUCAGCUGAUUUUUUCCAGUUCACACCUGAAACAACGCAUUUGCAGAAUGAGAUACUGAAGGCAAUCUGCUUACUCCACAAAAAGGUCAGGUUUCCUGAACUGAAAAGGAUACAGCUGUUGUUAGGCCAGGAAGCCAACAUCUCAAACGACAGUUUAAGAUCAGCAAUCAGGAAAAUGCUGAUCGAAUAUCUGUUCGAGUGCAGUGAUAUGGACCCCAUUCCAGACUUCUUACCGAAAGUUCUUGCAUUGAUAAAUGGGAGUUCACGGAGUGUAGAACAUAGGUUAUUUCCAGGAGAGGUGGUUGAAGAAGAGGUGGAAUGCAUAUUAAAUGCGAGUGCUCAAGUUAAGGAAGUUUUAUGGGAAUGGUUUCCAGAUUACGAGCUUGAUCAGGACUUUGAUGAUGCUUACAUGGAAGAAUUUGAAGACAGUGAUGAUGAGAACUUUAUAUCUUAUGAUAAUGACGAGCUUGUUAGUGGAAGUAAUAAAUGUCGAAAACUACAAGGCAGAGAUAGUCGAGAUUAUAUUACUGGUUCGUUCGAUCCGGAUCAUGAAGAAAGUAGUGCAGAGUGCACUGUUUCUGAAUCUGGUGCCUCUAACUGUGGAAGCAAUCAAAGGGUUCUCAGCUCUUCUGCGGAUAGAAAUGCGAUAAUUAACUUCACAGAGAGUGUUACAAGAGUCCAACCCAGUUCUCUUGAUGUCACUCCUAUGUCCAGUGAAUUAAGAUUGGUCAAAGUUAGACACAACUUGGAUAUGAGCAGAUGCAAAAUCAAGGUCGAAAUGGACCAAGUAGAAGAGGCUAUCAGGAUUGAAUCAGAGAACAAGUUUGGUUCACGGUCAUUAUCCUCCAUCAGAAGCAUGAAGACUGAUCAUGAAGAAGAGCAGAAGCCACCACCGCGAAGGCAAAACCAGUACCUCACCGUCCAAGAAGUCUCUGACGAGACAAGCAUGGUUGCAUAUAACCUAGUUGGUCAUUUACUAGAGAAGUUUGCGGAUGGAAAAGGCCUAGAAUUAGGUGAGAACGACAGAGCAUAUCUUGGAGGAGGCGAUUCCACUUUUCGAGGAAAUGAAGGUGGUGGAAAGAAGUCAGAUGGAUCGGUAUUUGUUGGCGUCGUCAAAGAGCUAAUGCCCUCCAUUGACAGGAGUGUGUUGAUGAGAUUGGAAGAGCUGAUGGACGUGUGAUAGCGUUGGCCUCAGCUUCCAUCAUGGCCAAUGGUUUGAUAGCCGAAGCAAAAACCCAGAAGAAGGAAAAAAAAAAAAAACACAACGCAGGGGAAAUUCCAUUGCAAAAGCAAAGGAAAUGAACUGAGAAAACCCGACCAAGGAAGACAGACAAAAGGUGAAGCAAUAGUAAGAAACUUGUAAGCCCAGUAGCAUCAUUUCUCCUCACAUCUUCUUCUUGGCCUUAUUCACCCCUUUUUCUGGGUUUUGGGGGGGGGGGGGAUUUC
Tarenaya hassleriana is the source of this 2550-nucleotide messenger RNA. RefSeq lists its product as uncharacterized. Bases 248 to 2284 code for a protein of 678 amino acids. The transcript is spliced from 6 exons. NCBI's taxonomy places the organism in Eukaryota, Viridiplantae, Streptophyta, Magnoliopsida, Brassicales, Cleomaceae. The record is from RefSeq and is a predicted model, not a curated record.